CUCCUCACACAGGCAUGUCAUCAGUGAGCAUGCGCAGACCUCUCUUAGGUUACACGAGUUUAUUUUCAGCCUUUUCUCCUGAAUCCUCGUAAUGAAGGUGUAAACUGAAGACUUUGGAGGAUAUAAAAUGCUCUUUCAUGGAUGUUUGGAGUAAAAACUUUGAGCGGGAACGGCUCAGGAGGAGCUCGGACAGGAAUCUAUCAGUGAGAUGUGAAAUGUUGCUGCGUGGUUUGUCGGUAUUUGCAGGAGGACAGACACAGCCAGGCUAACGUUAGCCCCGGAGCUCGGCUGUGAACGAGCUGUGGCGUCGACGCAGCGUUUAUUUCACUCAAUAUUAUCACGAACAUUAUCUAAAGAUCACCUGUUUUCACAUUAAAGUGGGUCUGACCUCAAACACAGCAGCAGAGGAGCGUCGAAGCUAAUGCUAGAGACAUCUAUGUUAGCGACAUCUAUCAUCUGAGGCUCCUUCUGACAUUUACUCCGAUCAUAUUAACCUUCCUCCGGCCGGACUGAGCUGAAAUGCACCGCUGAUUCUACAUUAUAAGUGUUUAUUUUUCACAUUAGCCGGACUCCUCCUCUGUGUUUUGGCUGACAUGGCAGCCAGCGGAUACUCGGACCUGAGGGAGAAGCUCAAAUCCAUGACCCCUCACAGAGACGAGCAGCAGAAGAACAACAACAAAUACGUGGACGAAAGCGCGAGUAACGGCGGAAAAGGACGAAAGCGCAAAUUUCGGGAGUCCGACGACGAUGAUUACGAUCACAGCGACGACAGCGCCGAGCUCCGGGAGCAGGAGGCCCGCCGGGUGAGGAGCAGCAUCCAGCAGAAGAGCAUCUUCAGCCCCGAGGAGUGCGCCCUCAUCGAGGAGAAGAUCGACGACGUGGUGGCCAAAGGAGAGGCCGGACUUUACCGGGAGCACACCGUGGACAGAGCCCCCCUCCGGAACAAGUACUUCUUCGGGGAGGGGUACACGUACGGAGCCCAGCUAGAGAAGCGUGGACCCGGUCAGGAGAGGCUGUACCGUAAAGGAGAGGUGGAUGAGAUCCCGAUCUGGGUUCAUGAGCUGGUGAUCAAGCGUCUGGUGUCCUGCGGGGUGAUCCCAGAAGGUUUUGUGAACAGUGCGGUCAUCAAUGAUUAUCAACCAGGUGGCUGUAUCGUGUCUCACGUGGACCCCCUGCACAUCUUUGCACGUCCGAUCGUAUCGGUAUCCUUCUUCAGUGACAGCGCGCUCUGCUUCGGCUGCCGGUUCCAGUUCAAACCGAUCCGGGUGUCCGAGCCCGUGUUCGUCCUUCCAGUGAGGAGAGGGAGUGUCACAGUGCUCAGGUGAUACCGUCUCUUAGUGUCAGUCAUGCUCUGAUGUAGGGCUGGGCGAUUUGACCAAAAGAAUGACCAUGAUGUAUUGUGUCAUAUCGUCCGAUCUCGAUUAUUAUCACGAUUUUUUCUCAAACUGCCAGUUUUAAAGUAUCUGUACCGAAAACUAAAGAAACUAAAGAUCAGUUCAACGUUUAGUUAACAUGCAAAGUAAAUAACAAACUAAAGUAAAUAAGAUAAACUAAGAAAAAUAUAAAAAACAUUUUCACUCAACAGUACAACAAAUGGAGAUAAAUGUUGUCUUGGUAUUUUCACUGUGGUGAUUAUUUUUACUGCUAUUAUUACUAUGAUAAUUGAUAUUAUUAUAUAAUAUUAUUAUAUAUAUUUAAAAAAUUAGUGUAGGAGAAGGAGUGGGACGGGGUAAGUCUUGAUUUCUUCCCACUCAUUUUUUAACUUGAAUAACUGUCAUUUGUUCUGUAUACUUUACUUUAUUAUUUUUAUUAUUUUAUAUGUUCAAAAUAAACUUCAAUCAAUCAAUCAAAUAUUAAUUAAUACAGUGAACUAGAUUACUGUCCUGAGUGUUUUUUCAGGUAUGCAAGACACCAAAUAAACAAAUCGCCCCUCAGGGAUAAUGAAGACUUAGUAAAAUGUAACCAUUAGAUGAUUUAAACGUAGAUGAUACGAUUGAUCGCUUUUUUACCGUCAGAAGUGACGGGCUGUACAGACUCCGCCCACAUUUUUAUGUUUUCCUCAUAAUCACUCGGGAAGAACUUCUUUAAAUAAUUAAACAGAUUUGUUGUGUUUUCGAUUUUUGAGCGCACCGACCGCAGCCAUACCAUAAACAUCGGCUUAAUAAACAGCCGAUGUGCAAUAACAACACACCAACGUUGAAUAACUACCUUUCAACGAUCGCAUCUUCUGAGGAUGACUCAAAGUCGUGGCUAACAUGUAUUUUAGAAGUGCCAAGCUCGACUCUGAUUGGCUGUUGUGACACACAUUUCUGCUAUGUUUGAUCGAGUAAAUAUGCUCACAGCUGAUCACCGCGAUCAAACUGAAAUUCAACAUGAUCAUAAAUCAUGAUCAUAUAAUCGCCCAGUCCUACUCUGAUUGCAUUCCUGCUUCUGUGCGGACGCCAAGAGCUUAACUCAGUGUGUUUUUUUCUUUUUCAGUGGUUACGCAGCAGAUGAUAUCACUCACUGCAUCCGACCACAAGACAUCAAGGAAAGGCGCGCAGUUAUCAUCCUGAGAAAGUGGGUCAGAAUCCUGUCAGAAGAGUCAUAAUCUGCUCUUAAAUCUGACUCUGAUUUAUGUGCUUCUUCUUGUGCCUCUUCUCCUCAUCAGGACCAGGCCUGAUGCUCCUCGACUGGACUCAGACAGCCCUUUAAGUUCAUCUCCUGUAGAGAGACCGAUUCCUCUGAAACCCAAACGCUCUCAUCGCAGAGCAGACCCAGACGCCGCUCACAGGUAAACAUCCCCACCUGCACACAGCAAAGGUCCAAUAUGAGCAAAGUCAAAAUCUGACAAAUCUAAGGAGCUCAGCCCUGUAUCCUACAUGAAAACAUUUCUUUUUAGUUUCAAAGUUUAACAGGGACGUGAAAACAGAAGAUCACAGAGAAUCAAAAACACAGAAAUCAAUGUAAACAGACUCUGAUCAAAGUCCUGAAUUCUGUGAGAGAAGGAUGAACUUUAACCUUCAGUGUUUGCUGGUGCCUAUCCAGUCAGUAAAACCAGUCAUGCAGGUUUCAAGAUUGCAUUCUAACAGGCUUUAAUAUAUGGAGGUAGUUUCCACAGCAGCGUGUUAACUCUUCAUACCACCCAAAUGUCCAUGAACCACUCAGAUCUCAUCCAAAACACUCAGAAGAUCAAAUAUCACUGAAAAUAUCAGACCCGCUCUGAUUUCACUCUGUAGUGUCCUUCAAAGUAAAAGCAUGAUCCGUUUAUUUUAUUCUGCACGGUUCUUUUACUUUGAAGUGGAGGACAGGAGAGCUGUUUGGUGAAAGAAGAAACUGAUUCAAGCUGAAGGUGAAAAAAACAGGAGUCAGCUGAGUUAGUAACCAAACAACAUCAGGUUACCAGAUAUUUCCACCUCCUCAGACAUCCUCUCCCUUCACAUGCAUCUGUUCCUGUUUUUACUGCUCAGCUGGUGUCUGUGUGAAUCGAGUCCCCCUUCAUAGACCCCUGACAGCUUCUGAGAGAAUUUCCUCGUAUGAAUUAAACCUCACAUAUGAAUUUAACCGCACAUAUGCCUGCAGUCAUGAUAGAUUGAUGAAGUUAGGAGAGAGAUAAUUAAGUGAGAUCUCUUCCUCCCCCGACUCUUUGCAGUUCAGGGUCCAGUCGGUAUCUUCAGUACCUCAACUUUUCAGAGUGGAAACCCAAACAGAACUGGACAAGACUCUUUAGUGGAAGCACAGCUGUUUAGACUAGGGCUGCACGAUUUUGGCCAAAAAUAAAAUCCAGAUUCUUUUCUCUGAAAACUCGAUUUUCGAUUUUUUAUUCAGUGAUAACUUCCUCAAACUUCACUUUAAUACAAAGUUUCUCUAUCAUCUCUUAAAACCAAACCACUGAAAACAAUGUAGUGCAUAUGCCAAGCCAGUGAGUGGCACUGUUACCUGAAACGCCGUUUCUGUGUGGAUGAAACGCCGAUACAACAAAAAACUUUAGCGUUUCCUCCUGAAUUUGUUUCCAUGGUGACGGGUUGAUACCGCCUUCAGACAGACUUUACAGCGGGGAGUGGUUUACUCUUCAUCUGACACUGUGAAGUCGUACCAAUUCAACACGACUGACUUGCUCUUGUCCUAUUUAACCACGAAAUUAUCGCCUUAUUUAGUAAACGCCAUGUUUGUUUACACUGGUGUGUGGGAACUGGGGAGCCUACGGUGGCCUGGAGGGGCGAGACAUGAAAGAGAGGAAAAUCGAUUUGAGGGUUUUUAUCUUUUUAACAUCGUCAAAAUUAAAUAAUCUGAUUACGAUUCAAUUUGAUUUAUCGUGCAGCCCUAGUUUCGACACACAAACAUCAGCAGAUCCGCUCAGGUGGGAGGUCGCUCUCUGACCGACUUUACUCUGCAUUUAGGAUCCAUCAGCCUCCCACAAAUCCACAACUUCUGCAAAACCUCAGCUUCCUCCAGCGAGCCCAAAAACAGCCCAUGAUCUACGAUCAGGAGCAAAAUUACGGCAGAUGACCUUGUAACGUAAAACAAUUCUGCACUUCUGCUGUUCAGCUCCUGAACAUGGUGACACACACACACAGCCUUUAUUUCAGCCUCAGCACUGAAAUCAUGGCUGACAGUCCUUCAGACUCAUCGCUCUUCAUGUUUCUUGGAUCAUAUUUCAUCCGCUCUUGUCAGGAUUAAACGUUACUCUCCUGACGAACACAGUUUCUCUGUUGGGCUCAUACGAACUCACAGCUGGGGUCAGAAUGCAGGUUAGCUCCAGGAGUGGGUCUGUGGGGGCCUCUGUAAGACUUUAAACCCUCCUUUGAGAUCUAACAGGUCGGUCUCAUGUCUCUACAGGCACACUAGUCCUUCUUUCAGAGCAGCCGACUUAGAUCUGAAGUGAAAUCCAGUCAGAUUCAUGUGAAGGCUGCUGCUCAGUGUAAAUCAGAGUCCUGUCGGCCUCACAGCUCUGUAUACCAAAUAUAUUACGAUCUCCCGUUCAUAAAAUCAGUGCAGCAGACUCGUAAAAAUUGUGAAAGAGCUUCUGUAAUUUGGGAUCAGUCUUCUUCGAUCAGAUCUGUUGAUUAAAGCCGCCUCUCCUCGCUCGACGACUGGAGCAGAAAAAGUCAAGAGAGCUUAAAUAUCCAAUUAAGGAUCAGAUCAGUUUUCUCUUUCCUUAUAUUUCAUCGUUCAUUUGCACGGUGAAUGAACGCUAAGCUGAGAUAAGGGCCCCACAUAUCACUUCUGUCACUCAGUGCUUCAGUAGAAAUCCACGGAGGAGAAAUCCGGAUUUUCUCUGUUAAAAACAUGAACUGAUGACGGAGAUAUGGGAGUGUCUCAGGGGGAUUCACGGUGAGGGACAGGGACGGCGUCCCUCGAGAACACGGUGGUCAUUAAUUAAGACUUCAAAGAUAAAACCUUUUCAGAUACAUCAGUGAUGAAGCUUCUGAGAGGACACGAGGAGCUCCUCUUCAUCAGACAUUAUUGAGUCGAACCAACAAUCACAUUCUCAGUGAACUCGCAUUAAAAAGGGUUUAGAUAAGAGGAGGAGAACUUCUUCAAAUGUCCUGGAUUUGUUUGUAAAACAGAUAAUCAUGGAGAACAUAAAAACUUAACAUGAGUUUAUGUUUAAGAUCAGAAAGAGAGAGCGUUAUAAACUCUGAUGGAAGCUCAGGAGACAGAUUUGUCCAGAACAACUGAAGAAAAAAGAAUCAUCAGAUGGAAAAAUGUUGAUCAAUCAAACUGAGAGUUUCACAAAAACAACAAUAACAACAAUAACACCUCUGUUAGAGAAAUGAUGGAAGUAUGAGUUAGUAACAAAAAGUUAUGGGAUUCAAUCAACAGUUUGGUUAUAACACUUAAAAGUUCUUGAACUGAGCUAAACCGAAAAUAUAAGAGAGUUUAUUUAUUCACCUUGAUUAUUUUCAAGGUGACACAACACGCUUACGUCACCACAGGAGAAGGAGGAGUAAGCGCGGUCAGCAAUUCUCCUCUGAGUUGUGGGCGGAGUCAGCGCUGCUCUGCACACUCCUCCUCACGCUAUCUUACAGUCUAAUAAUGUCGGUGUUGUAGACGAAGCAGGUAACACAGGAGCUGUUCAGCUAUCAGACACUUUGGGGUCAUGAUAAAAGUUAAUAUCAUGAUUCGCUUUCUUACGAGCAUUGUAAUCGGCUAACACACACGCUUGUUCAGCAAUAGUUACACUUUAACUAAAAAAAAGAUGUCUAAUCCGAUUACUCGAUUAUGUUGUUAGUUUAGCACUUAACCUGGUAUCAUAUAUUAAGGUUACCAAAGAGGGUUAGGGCAGCAUUAAGAGAAAAAAUAACCACAGGAGGGAGAUUAAAGUCGAAAUUUUGAGAUUAAAAAAAUCGAAAUAAUGUCAAUAAAGUCGAAAUUUGGAGAAUAAAAGUCAAAAUUUCAAGAUUACGAAAUGUCGUGAAUGAUGUAGAAAUUUCGAGAUUAAAAAAAUCUGAAUUUUGAGAUUAAAGUCAAAAUUUCGACUUUAUUCACAUAAUUUAGACUUUAAUCUUGAAAUGGAAAUUUAACAAACCUCCUUCCUGUAAUUCUUUAUUUCUCUUUUUGUGGCCAUUAUCCUCUUUUCUAUCAGGUAUCGAGGAUUCGUGUGUCACAUGAAAAUUUGCAAAAUAUAUAAAUGAAAAUGAUGAAUCAUCAUGUUCAUUAUGAUAAUAAACACAACACAGCCUGAUUUAUACUUUAUAAUAAUAAUAAAAUAUCAAAGCCUUUAAAUGGUUCGUGUCUUCUUGUCAAACGUUUUCAUUCAGAAUAACUGCUGUCCUGAAGGCUGUCCCUCGUACUUCUAAAUACAGUCUGUAAUGUCGUGUAGGGAUGUCUGUUAAAGGCCUCAGCUGUAUUCAGAUCCUGACUCAGUAUAAUUUUUAUUUCUUCGCAGUUUUUUUGUAAAUAGUGAAGUUAAUUCUGAAACUGUGCAGGAACUGAUCAGUACUGACCUCCAUCUUUGUUUGUCCUGCAGGCCCAGAGUUCUGGAGAUGGACAAAGAGGAGAACAGACACCCGUCUCUGUCCCGUCACGAGCGCCACAGCGUCAGCUCGGAGAACUACUGGAGACGCGGUCAAGACUCGAACAGACACAGAGAGAGUUCAGGACGCAAAGUCAAGAUGAGACGCCACUGAGCGCCGCUCUCCUUAUCCACACAUGAUCUACACUUAUAGAAACAUACCCGCUCAUUCACGUAUCUCUGUAUCGUAACUUUUUUUUGACGAGUCGUCAUUUUCUCGCUCACAGAUCUGAACCACGUCUGCGUUUUGAUUUGAGUCUCUUCAGUUUCGGUGCGUCUUUGUUUUGUUUCUGGCAGAUGAAGCUGGCGUCUCUGCGGAUCCUCGAGUUACUUAGUGCAGUUAGACUCUGUUACCUUCUUUCUGUGUCCAUAGAGACGUUGUUCUGAACGGCAUGUAUUUUUUUGUAACCAGGAUGUACAGACCCCCCCCCCUGAGAGAUAAAGAGGAAGAUGUAUGUAUGGACUUGUACAAAAGGAGCUGUAAUCUAACUUGUUAAAAUGUACAAACGUUUGUAAAGUCUUUGAUGGAGGGAACUUUUCUGCAGGAGGAAACUUUUCUUUAUUUUCAUCCACAGUCCGGACCGCGGUCAGACUCACGGCGUUUUCACGGAUAUUUGCUGUUUGUCGGUUCGUUCUGUUAUUCUGUUUCUGAAACAAAAAGCUGAACGUCUCGCUGGGUUCUGAUUUGAUGCAGGAAAGACUCAGACUGAUGAUUAAUAUUUUUGUUUCUGUCUAAAGUUUCUUUACCAUAUCUAACGGAGGACAUGUUAUUGCUGUUUCGCAUUAAAUCAAAGUUUCCUCAUUUGAUUGGGGUGAUAUUUGGGUCGAUCAGAAGUUAGCUGAACCAACCCUGUCGUGUCUUUUUUAAUGUUUCCAAAAUCAAGGCAGAGGAGAAACCGGAUUUCCAGAUGGUUUUGUUUGUGCGCUUUUCUAUGUAAACACAGAUGAAUUUGUAUCUCGUCAGCAGGAUUUUGGCAGAGGUACUCGUUAGCCGACCGCCAGGAUUGUCUGUAGUUCCACUUGAACCAAAAUAACUUUGGUUGAGUGAAGAAAUAACUUUCUAAGAUCAGACUGAGUUUUGUUUGCAGUUUCUGAAGCUCUCCUCCAGCUGUUAACAUGUCUUAUAAAAAAGGUUUGCAGUAAUCGUCUUCAAACUGAGCAUGAGACUCCUCUUCUGGGGAGACAUGAAGUUGCUUCUGUGGUCACUUUUUCUGGCUACAAGGUUCUUGCUGAAUGAAAUAAAGCUCAAAUAAGCUUCUCCAGGAUUUGUCUGUGCC
Molecule: messenger RNA, 8274 nt
Organism: Xyrichtys novacula (pearly razorfish)
Lineage: Eukaryota; Metazoa; Chordata; Actinopteri; Labriformes; Labridae
Source: the annotation of a GenBank genome assembly